Scatophagus argus is the source of this 2117-nucleotide messenger RNA. RefSeq names its product CD276 molecule (gene cd276). The record is from RefSeq and is a predicted model, not a curated record. NCBI's taxonomy places the organism in Eukaryota, Metazoa, Chordata, Actinopteri, Scatophagidae. The coding region runs from base 328 to 1224 and encodes 298 amino acids. The transcript has 8 exons.
CCUCGGUAUGACAUCACUGCUGGACAAAGCAGCAAGGAGUGGUUUCUGUGUAGAGAACGGUCCCAAAUCAAUGGAACAUACCCACACAGUCUGAAAAAGCAUCCUAUAGCUUUAUCUACCGUCAAAACAAAAUAUUGUCGCGCCAGCAGCACUCCUACCAGAGCUCUGUCGUAAGGGGAAUGAACUACUCUGAAACAUAAAGUCGGCUGUGGUGGUCAGUGAAAAAGUCACCGCCGCUGGAUGCUUGGUGGUUUUUAAGUUUCGCCCUCCUAACAUGCGCUGUGUCUAAAGAAGUUGACCUGCAGUUCUAAUCCACUUUGGAAGACCAUGCUGCCCCUCCUGCUGCUUGCAAUCCUGGCCAUCCAAGCUAUGGCUGUGAUGGAAGUACAUGUACCAGAGCAGCCAGUGGUGGCGCUGCACGGCAGGGAUGCCACACUCAACUGUUCCUUCAGCCCCGCCACCCCCUUCAACCUGUCUGAUCUGACCGUCUUCUGGCAGCUGACAGACACCAAACGCAGUGUGCACGGGUACAGGGAGGGACACGACCAGCUGGCGGACCAGGCCGAGAGCUUCGCCAACCGUACCAGCCUGUUCCCCGCCCAGCUGGGCCUGGGCAACACUUCACUCCUGUUGAGCAGGGUGGCCGUGGCUGAUGAAGGCAGCUAUACCUGCUUCGUCAGGGUGCAGGACUACGGCAGUGCUGCCUUGCUGCUGCAGGUGGCUGCCUCCUACUCCAAGCCCGUUGUGACUUUAGAGCCUGAGUCCAAUCUGCGGCCAGGUGAUGAGGUGGCACUGACUUGUGUGGCUUACGGUGGUUAUCCUCAAGCUGACGUGAUAUGGCAGGAUGGGGGCGGGCGCAACCUGACAGACAAUAUCACCAAUUCAGUGGUGGCCAAUGAGGAAGGACUGUUCACUAUGACCAGCGUGCUGACAGUUGUGCUGGAGCCCAAUAGCACCUACAGUUGCCGACUGAUCAACUCACUCCUGGGCGAGGAGGGCUUCGCCUUUGUCACAAUUACAGGUCAGAACGUUGCAUUCCCUCCGGUGGCUCUGUGGGUAACUGUUGGCCUGGCUGUGUGUCUGCUGGUGCUGCUCAUUGCCCUGGCUGCUGUCUGCCGCAGGAAGAUCAAGGAGAGCUGCGAGGAGGCCAGGAGAGAAGCUGAAGAGGCCAAGGCGCUGGAAGAAGAGGAGUCAAAGACAGCCAUGACACUGCUGAAAAGCUAAGGCCAAGAGACUGAAGGAGUCGGGGCCAGACGGCGAGUAGGAGAUGAGUCUGGCGGGUAAUCCCACUCCACCUAUCCAUCAACCUGGAGACUAUUUCCAGCGUCCCCCUACAGAAUGUCAAAGCCUGGCUGAGCAGAAGAUGAGUCCAUCAUCUUCUUUCUAAGACUUUCCCUCGAGUUUCCAUCAAAACACAUAAACACAUCAUGUGCCAUUAUUUCCUAUUGCUGCCCCUCCCUCCCUCCCUCCCUUCUGUCAAUGGAGGGCCGUGGCAGUGAGCGAAUGCAGCUGAGUGGGUUGUGUUGUAAGCAGUAUGCAAAAGAGAAGCCCUGUUUGAAAACUACAGGACGUGACAGGAUCCUUUCUCUGUCACUGACAUCAUUCUGUAUGGGGCAUGUGCCAGAGAUCUCCUGUCUAAUAGGAAGUGAGACACUUAAAGAGAUGACCCUGUCUCAGUUGCCAUCACUGUCUCUCUGCCAGAGAGAGAGCUUGGCUCUGCCAUUAGUUCUGCACUUGCUAAUUAGCGUCUGUCGCUGGAGUAACUUGUACCUGUCAGUGUGUGCCUCUCUCUUAUAUUCAGUAACUUGAGGGAAUUGAAAUUGAACGCCAGCUAAGCUCCAACAAACUGCAAAUGGUCCAUGGGAUACACCAUGAUUUUCUCACUUACCUGACAGCCUUAUAUGUAAGAAAUUGUUUUUAAUGAACACAGACUAUCUCAGCUAGUUUCAACUGCUUGUGUGGGAUGUUGUAUCUUUUCCAAGAUAGGGGCCGUACAGGUUGUUUUACUACAUUUUUUAGGUACUUGAGCAAGUCCUAGUGCCAUAUGUCCAUGUAUGAAUGCCAAAGCCACCACUAACCCAGUGCCUAUUUACAUUAAAGAGACAUUGUGAAACUGC